AUGGGGGUCACAGCUCUCAUAGCAACUAUCCUUGAAGAAAACAAGAUUGCAGUAGCAUUCCUUGCUCUACUCGCGUAUCCUAUAUCAAAUGCUAUCUACAAUAUCUAUUUCCACCCUCUCGCGAAAUUCCCAGGUCCUAAACUUUGGACCGCUUCGCGACUCCCCUUCAUAUACUACCUUCUCACAGGACAGCUCGUGAAGAAAGUAAAAGAAUUCCACGACAUCUAUGGAGAAUUCUACCGUCUCGCACCAGAUGAAGUAUCAUUUGCCAGCGAGCAAGCUUGGAACGAUAUAUACACUUUUCGUCGCGGACACAAGCGUGCUUUGAGAGACAAGGUUUGGUAUAUUGCACCAAACAAUCAAGCCGAUAACCUCAUUACAAAGACCGACUUCAAGUUCCACGCUCGUGUCCGAGGACUGAUGAGUAAUUCUUUCACCGAUGAAGCGCUCCGCACACAGCAUCCAUUAAUCGAAUCUCAUGCUGACAUGCUGAUUUCCAAGAUCAGAGAAGCUGCCGAGAAGCCCGAGAACUCGACUAGAGGUGCUCGGAUCAAUAUUACAGACUGGUUGAACUUUUUCACCAUGGACAUCAUCGGAGAUUUGGCUUUUGGAGCACCGUUUGGCUGCCUCGAGAAAGGAGAAUAUCAUCAUUGGGUCCGUACGCUGUUCAGCUAUCUCAAGGGGAUGUCCAUCGCUGCAGCUCCUCGGUUCUACCCUACGAUGGAAUUUCUGUUUCAGAAAUUAAUUCCGAAAAGAAUCGUGGAGGAACAGAGGCAGCAUAGUGCGUAUGCGGAAAAGAUGAUUAAUCGUCGCUUAGAUACAAAAGGUGAUCGUCCGGAUUUCAUGACUCCUUUCAUGAGAAACAAUGUCAACUUUGAAAAUAUGUCCCGCGAGGAGAUCGUAUCCACGUUUAAUUUCAUCAUCGUGGGUGGUUCUGAAACUUCGGCAACAGUGAUGACUGGUAUAUUUAACCACCUCACCAGAAAGAAGAACAAGGGAAUCCUUGACCGACUUUGUAACGACAUUAGAACAAAGUUCAGGGAGGAGAAGGAAAUCACUUUGGAUGCGAUCCAAAGCACUUCUAUCCCUUAUCUGGAAGCUGUAAUUAACGAGGGCUUGAGAAUAUGCAAUCCAAUUCCUAGUGGACUGCCGCGUGUAGUCCCUGAAGGCGGGGACGAAUAUUGUGGUAUAUUCCUCCCGGGAGAUCCAGACGAAUUUGUCCCUGAACGCUGGCUACCGAAAGACCAACAACCGAAAAAAUUUGCAAAUGAUCAGCUCUCGGCUAGCAAACCUUUUAGUGUGGGAUUCCAUAGCUGUCUGGGAAGACCGCUUGCAUGGGCAGAGAUCCGUCUUGCAGUCACUAGACUCUUGUGGACAUUUGAUUUUUCAGUUGAUGCGGAGGACGAAGUAGAUUUUGAUGAGUUUCCGGUGAUAAUGAUCAUUCAAAAAGCCCCUAUGAACUUGAGAGCCAAGAUCAGGCCUGGAAUCUAG
This is a messenger RNA of Botrytis deweyae, 1491 nucleotides long. RefSeq lists its product as uncharacterized. The record is from RefSeq and is a predicted model, not a curated record. The coding region runs from base 1 to 1491 and encodes 496 amino acids. The transcript has 4 exons. Gene Ontology annotation, molecular function: oxidoreductase activity, acting on paired donors, with incorporation or reduction of molecular oxygen; heme binding; iron ion binding. NCBI's taxonomy places the organism in Eukaryota, Fungi, Ascomycota, Leotiomycetes, Helotiales, Sclerotiniaceae.